Molecule: messenger RNA, 5692 nt
Organism: Microtus oregoni (creeping vole)
Lineage: Eukaryota; Metazoa; Chordata; Mammalia; Rodentia; Cricetidae
Product: zinc finger protein 883-like
Exons: 6
Coding region: 446-2608 (720 amino acids)
Biological process (GO): negative regulation of transcription by RNA polymerase II
Cellular component (GO): nucleus
Molecular function (GO): DNA-binding transcription repressor activity, RNA polymerase II-specific; DNA-binding transcription activator activity, RNA polymerase II-specific; RNA polymerase II cis-regulatory region sequence-specific DNA binding
Source: RefSeq, a predicted model, not a curated record
CGCACCAUUCGCUGUGGGAACUCGGGGAGCCGCGUAGCCCAGAAUCCGGGGCGGAGGACAGUGGCUUCUCUAGAAGGACGUGAAAACUCCCGGUAACCAUAGGUGACACGUUCGGUGGCCUGGGAAAGUCAGCAGUGAGCCGUGCAGUGGCGGGAACAGCAGCCCAGCGGCCCUGGAACCUCCCAGGUCUCACAUUGCUCAGUUGGACCUGCUCACCUGUGCAGCCGAACAAACCCCCUGGCUGGAGAAGAGAGAGGAGACGGCAGCAAAGGAUCCAGGCUACUCAUGUCCCAGCUGUUCUGACUUCCUGUUUCCUGCUCCAUCCUUGAAGACCUCAUCCCAAACGUUUCAUUAUACCCUUUCUGCGUCCACAAUCCCUCUGCAGCAGAGAGAUUUCUAGUCUCGGUGCUUCUCUACGCUCCAUGUGCUACUAUCUUGAUGUAAAAUGUCAAGAAGAGUUCCAGUCUUUGGUCUUAAGACAGAAACUCAGAGAAGAGCAACAGGGCAAAUGGCUGCUUCUCCAAUAAAUGCUCCACAGGAUCUGUUGACAUUCAGAAAUGUGGCUGUGGACUUCUCUCAGGAGGAAUGGGAUUGUCUAGAUUCUUCUCAGAGGGCUCUCUACAUGGAUGUAAUGCGGGAGAAUUAUAGCAAUCUAGUUUUUGUAGAGAACCAUUGUAUAUGUGGUAAAUAUGAGAAUGUCUUGGAUCAAGACCCAAAGCAUGUUGUUCAUCAGCAUAUGUAUAUACAAGAGAAGUCUCACAAAUGGUAUGAGCCUGGCAAAAUGGUUCAUAAAUCCUCCCAAUGUAAAACUUCUGACACAAGUGAUACUAUACAAAGCUGCAAGAAUUAUGAAAAUGGUAGCCACAGGGAUACUUCUACUGAGUUAUCAAACCUAAAGAGACAUGAAAGUGGAAGCACCGUAAAAGAGCAAUACAAAUAUAAAGAUUACGGGAAGUGUUUAAGCUUGUGUUCCACAAUCAGUCAAUAUCAACGGAUCCACACUAGAAAGAAAGAACACAAAAAUACAGAAUGUGAUGAAUUUCUUGACUCUAAACAUGAACACACAAUUGAACAAAUCCAUAAUGGAGAGAAAGCAUAUCAAUGCAGGAAAUGUGGAAAGUGCUUCCGGACCUAUUUGAGACUCAGUAAACAUCAGAGAACUCAUCCUGGAGAGAAACCCUAUAAAUUUAUAGAAUGUGAUAAGUCCUUUCUGAAUUUGUCACACCACAAGGUACAUUACAAUAUCUAUCAUGGAGGAAAACCCCGCAAAUGUACAGAGUGUGGCAAGUGCUUUUAUAAUUCAUCAGGCUUUAAAAGACGUUGCAGAAUCCACACUGAAGAGGAGACUUACAAAUGUAAAAAUUGUAGAAAAUCCUUUAUCUGUUGCUCUGGUCUUAGAAAACAUCAGAAAAUUCGUGGAAGAGAGAGGCCUUAUAAAUGUAAACAAUGUGGUAAGUCCUUCUAUACUUUGUCACACCUUGAAUACCAUUGCAGAACCCAUAGUGGAGAGAAACUUUACAGAUGCAAUGAAUGUGGCAAAUCCCUUUCUACCUCCUCAGGUCUUAGAAAACAUCAGAGAAUUCAUACAGGAGAGAAAAUUUACAAAUGCAAUGAAUGUGGCAAAUCCUUUACCUUCCGCACAUCUCUUAGACUACAUCAAAGAAUUCAUACAGGAGAGAAACCUUACAAAUGCAAUGAAUGCGACAAAUGCUUUAUCCAGAAAGUCAACCUUAGAACACAUCAGGUAAUUCAUACAGGAAAGAAACCUUUCAAAUGUAGUGAAUGUGAGAAAUCCUUUACCGUUGGCUCUGGUCUUAGAAGACAUCAAACAGUUCAUACUGGAGAGAAACCUUAUAAGUGUAAUGAAUGUGGGAAAUCCUUCACAAUUGUCUCAGAUCUUAGAAAUCAUCAGAAAAUUCAUACUGGAGAGAAACCUCACAAAUGCAGUGAAUGUGGGAAAUCCUUUAUCUGGAAAGCUGAUCUUAGAACUCAUCAGAAAGUCCAUACAGGAGAGAAACCUUACAAAUGUGAAUGUGGAAAAUCCUUUACCACUGGCUCAGGUCUUAGAAGGCAUCAGAGAAUUCAUACAGGAGAGAGACCUUACAAGUGCAAUGAAUGUGACAAAUAUUUUGUCCAGAAAACCAACCUUAGAAGACAUCAGAGAAUUCAUACAGGAGAGAAACCUUACCAUUGUAGUGAAUGUGGGAAGUCCUUUAACACUGACUCAUAUCUUAGAAUACAUCAGAAAAUUCAUACUGGAGAGAAACCUUACAAAUGUAACGAAUGUGACAAAUACUUUAUCCAGAAAGCCAAACUUAGAAUACAUCAGAAAAUUCAUACAGGAGAGAAACCUUACAACUGCAGUGAAUGUGACAAGAGCUUCAACCAGAAAGGCAAUCUUAUAACUCAUCAAAGAAUUCAUACAGGAGAGAAACCUUACAAAUGUAGUAAAUGUGAGAAAUCCUUUGCCAUUGGCUCAGUUCUUAGAAAACAUGAGAAAAUUCAUACUAGAAGAAACCUUACCAGUGCAUUGAAUGUGACUAAUCCUUUAUCCAGGAAGCCAGGCUUAGAACUCAUCAAGGAAGUCAUACAAGAGAGAACCUUAUAAGUGCAGUGUAUAUAGCAAAGUCUUUACCCACCCUUAAGAAAACAUAAGAAAAUUCAAACUGGAAUCCAAUGUUUCCAUAUUAAAUAAUAUGGCUUAUAAUUUAUUCAAGCUCUGUCCUUAUGGACCAAUGCAGGGUCCACAAAAGAGAAUCAGUAUGAACAUGAGAAACUUGUGGAAGCUUUUAAGUCAUGUUCAAAAUCUUAGAAAAAAAAUCAAGACUUUAUAUUGAGGAAAAAUUCUGAAUAUGUCACAUUAUAGGAAACUUUUUUUAAAAACAUUUUACUUUUUCAACCACAAAUGCUUCAUACUGAAGACAAAAUGGGGAAGUCUGUAGAAUGUGCUGUUGUAUCUGGAGACUGAAGCAUUCCAUCCAGAGGAAAUAAACCAUUCAUAAUUGAUUCAAGAAGUUUCUGAAACUGACAAGGUUCACUAUGCUUAAUUCCAUUGAAGAAACUUGUAUCAGUCUUGCUGCUUCGAAGAGGGUUUGAUGAGUUGAGCCAGUAAGAUACGGUGCCCUUUAACAUGUAGAUAUGCAUGUAGUUGUGUAGUAUGCUGUGGGUAUCCAGCUUUCAAAAGCUGUAUUUCAUGCUGCCUUGGAGUUUUGUGAUGGCAACUAUCUUUGAGUAAACUUCACUCUUGUAACCAACUCCAGUUCUGUAUUUAUAUAAGUAAAUAACCCAAUAAAAUCCAUUGGUUUAACAAGAUGGAUUUCAGUUGAAAGCACACUUGGUUCUGUGGUCAGUUCCCAUUUUGACUUAUUGGGUGCAUAUGAAUUUGUCUCUCCUCAGGAAAAGUCUCUCAUACAACAUUUGCUGAAUGUAUUAAUUGUUCCUCCAAACUUGUACACCAGAAAAUUAAUGUUAAAGAGAAAGUAUUUGAGUCUACUGAAGAAGGAAAGCUUACUACUCAAGUAGUAAGCUUCAGGCUUACUACUAUGAUAGUACAUGGUUCCAUUGAAAGGGCUCAACACAGACAGAAUGUAGAUUAGGGAGGCUAAGAAAGAAGGCCAUUCUCCCUUGCAUUCAUGGAAGAGAGUGAGAGAUCAGCAGUGGGACACAUGAAAAUAUAUGUACAAACCUGUGUUAUUGACAGACAUCAUCCAAACAGGGCUGUGUCUGUGCAUGACUCUGAAAUCAUGCUUAGAUUCCAUGAUUCUGUCAAGCUCCAGUGACCCUCAGAGCACUGCUGUCCGUGGGUAAAUAAUGAACACCAUUGUGCUAGCCUUGUGUCCUGUUGUACCUUAGAAAUACUACUCUACAAGCCUAAACAAAUGAAUCAAAUUCCUUUUCUUAAAUUCUUUACAUGAUGCUAAUAUUGUAGACAUAUCAGAAAAUUCAGCAUUAAAUAAAACUCAAGAAAAUACUUGAAUAAAAACAUAUUCAGCCAGGCAGUGAUGGCAUAUACUCUUCUUUAAUCCAGCACUUGGGAGGCAGAGGCAGGCAGAUCUCUAUGAGUUCAAGGUCAGCCUUGUCUACAAAGCAAGUUUCAUGAAAUCUAGGACUUACUUAAACAAAGAAACCCUGUCUCGAAAGAUAGUAAGACAUAUUAAGCUUAAUUUUAUGUAUAAAUCCAUCCAUACAAAUAUUAAGAGUCUACAGAGCUUCAAAAAGAUGACCUAUGAGCAAGAGAAAGUGUGCAUGCUCAUAUUCAGCUUAGAAAUCCCCAAGGGUGUGCCCUUGAUUAAUUGUGUUUGUACAGCUCAUUUUAAAAUAUACUUUAUAAUUAAGAAAUACAGGUUGGUAGAUAGUCAUCUAUAAUAGUCAAGUGUUUAAUCAAGUUAAGUUUUAUAGGUGCACAGAGAUAUAUUUAAGGUGGAUAGGUAUUCUUCAAACCUUUCAAAGAUGUACAGAAUAUGGAAUUUACAAUGUUUUAAGAACGUAUGACUUUAUAUGACAAUGAGACACAUCUGCUUCUGGCAUCUCUAAUCUACUUCAAGAGGAUGAUGGACAUCAAAGAGGCUCCUUAUGGAGUUUUUUAGCCAUUUGGACAAGAAAAUGUUCUUGCCUGGACUGCUUGAUGGUAUGCUAUGUGAACUGGACAUGCAGGAUACACAGAAAAAUGACUAUUGAACUUGCCUAAAGAUGAGACAAUCCUUCAAGAUUCUUCUACAUGAAAGGCCUACCAAACAUUUUGCAGGACACAGAAAAAAGCAUCUAAUGAACUUUGUCAUAACAGGGCAAAACAUCUUCAAAUUUUCUGUUUCAUGGAAAAUUUAGCCAGAUAUUAUGGCCUGAAGUCUGAAGAUGGAUGCCCCCAAAUUACAGAAGAACUUUGGGUGACUGUACAGGCAGCAAGAUGUCUGUCAAUUCUAAAGCUUUGGAAGUUGGUUAUAAUGCACUUCGUCUCUACUUAGGUAAUAUAUCCUUCUGAAGUCUUUGAUGGAGUUGAAGACAAAAGUCAUAGUAUUCCUUAGUUAUGAUAAAAAUAAAUGAAUUUAAAUUCACAAAGAUAGGAUAGAAAAUAUUUUCCUUGAUUUCCCAAAUGUAAAAGGACAGAAUAUUGUGGCCAUAAUUCUUGCUUGAGCUGUUUUUAUAUGUAAUUUUCAUAAGCUAAAGUUAAAACAUUCCUUUUUAUUUAGACAGAAAAGGAGAAAUGAUGUGGGAUUCCCAUCUGUAUGCUGUGAAUAUGUAUAAUUACCAUUGGUUAAUAAAGAAACUGCUUUGGCUUGUAGAGGGGCAGAAUAUACGCAGGAUGAGAGAGAUAGAGAGAGAAAGUAGGCAGAGUCAGGGAGAUGCCAUGUAGCUGCCAAAGGAGACAGAUGCAAGAUCCUUAACAGUAAGCCACAACCAUAUGCCAAUAUAUAUGUUAAUAAACAUGGGUUAGUUUACAAUAUAAAAGUUAGCUAGUAAUAUGCCUGAAUCAUUGGCCAAGUAGUGUGGUAAUUAAUAUAGUUUCUGUGUGAUUAUUUUGGGUCUGGGCAGCUGGGAUAUGAAUAGGCAUCCUCCUACUACAUGGAGUCAAUUCACAUAUCAAAAGACACAGGCAAAAAGAAAAAAAGUAAAGAAAAGAAAGAAACACAUAAACAGAAGGACCUUUUACACCAUUGUUUGUCAUAGCCAGAACCUGAAAACAACCUAAAUGCCC